ACGUCACUUCCGUCAACAUCACUUAGUUGCACGGGGAACUUUACAAGAUGGCAGCCACUUUCUUGGGGGUCCUGCUGUUGCUCCAGUUGGGGUUUGGACGAAGCUCUAAACACCUGCAUGAAGAUCAUUAUAUUGGCCAGCAGCACAACCCUGACCAUGACAUGAGUGUGCUGCUAGGAGAGGAGAGCACCGAAGAGGUGAGGCGCCUGAGCCACGCAGAUCAGAGGAAAAAGAUGAUGGAAAUUGUAAAAAGGAUUGAUACGAAUGGUGACAAGCUACUCAGUGCAGAGGAGCUCACUCUCUGGAUUCAGCACGUCUACAGAAAAUAUGCUCUGGAUGAUGCAGAGGAGCGGUUCCCUGAGUUUGACAUCAACGGGGACGGUGUGGUGACGUGGGAGGAAUACAACACGGUCGCUCACGGCCAGCUCAUCAGUUUUGAUGAAAAUGCUGUCCUGAAUGAUCCCGAGCAAGAGUCUCUCAGACACCUCCACCUGAAGGAGAGAAGACCGUUCGAUUACGCUGAUGUGGACGGCAAGCCGGGUCUGAAUGUAACUGAGUUUCUUGCCUUCACACAUCCUUCUGAAGUGGAUCACAUGGCUGAUUUUGCUAUUGAAGAUGUUCUCAGUGAAUAUGACUCAGACAAAGAUGGUUUCAUCACUCUGAGUGAAUUUAUUGGAGAUGUCCGUGGUGAAGAUGAUUCCCCUUCUCAGUGGGAGAUUGAAGAAACGGUGCGGUUCAAAGAGCUCUACGAUCAGGAUAAGGAUGGCAAACUGAACAGAGACGAGCAGCUCCGUUGGGUUGCACCGAAUAGCUAUGGUUCAGCAAGAGAAGAAGCUCUUCACCUCAUCAAGGAAAUGGACCUCGAUGGAGACGGGCAGAUCUCCGAGGCUGAAGUUUUGAAGAAUCAGGAAACAUUUAUGAACAGUGAAGUGACAGAUUAUGGCAGGCAGCUUCACACAUCACACGAUGAAUUAUAACUACUUGGUUUUCUACAGUGCUCAGUUUUU
Salarias fasciatus (jewelled blenny) is the source of this 1007-nucleotide messenger RNA. RefSeq names its product reticulocalbin 2 (gene rcn2). The coding region runs from base 48 to 977 and encodes 309 amino acids. The transcript has 8 exons. Gene Ontology annotation, molecular function: calcium ion binding. Gene Ontology annotation, cellular component: endoplasmic reticulum. The record is from RefSeq and is a predicted model, not a curated record. Lineage: Eukaryota; Metazoa; Chordata; Actinopteri; Blenniiformes; Blenniidae.